Drosophila sechellia is the source of this 1320-nucleotide messenger RNA. Its product is annotated as transcription factor Ouib. Lineage: Eukaryota; Metazoa; Arthropoda; Insecta; Diptera; Drosophilidae. Gene Ontology annotation, molecular function: DNA-binding transcription factor activity, RNA polymerase II-specific; zinc ion binding. The record is from RefSeq and is a predicted model, not a curated record. The transcript is spliced from 6 exons. Gene Ontology annotation, biological process: regulation of transcription by RNA polymerase II. Bases 76 to 1209 code for a protein of 377 amino acids. Gene Ontology annotation, cellular component: nucleus.
AACUCUGGGAAAAGUUUCAAGACGCUUGUUUAUUAUAGAAUUGCAAGCAUACGGACGACCAGGACGUGGAAAAUAAUGCCCGAGUACAUGUUGUGCAGAAUCUGCUUGACAGAGGACAUCAACUCGGAGGCGAUGGCGCCCUUGUUCGAUGACAACGACGCCCAGUGCCGGGAGCUGGUGCGCAAGAUCGAAGAAGUGGGCAGCAUAAAGCUGGUGCCGCUGCAGAACAUCCCCAGCAUGUUAUGCUACAACUGCGUGGAGCGGCUAACCAGUGCCCACAAGUUCCGGGAGCUUUGCCAGGAGAGCGAGCGCACAUUUGCCACCAAUGUAGUCAAGGCCGAGAUGAAGUCGGAGCCAACGGACGAGGUGUCGCACGUAGUGGCGGACAACAUCGAGUACAUCUACGAAUCGGCCAACGACUUCAUCGACGGUGUCGAGGAAGACAUCGGAAUGGAGAACAUCAUGGAGGAGCCCCUGGAGGAUGUUGUCGCGGAAACGUCGCAGGCUUACGAGUCUAGCACUGUGGGGGACGACCUGGAUGAGGAUGACCUGCUGGUGCCGAAUAGCACCGAUAGCGACUACCAGCCCAUCGAGCGCUACCGCAAAACAAAGGUUCGGAAAACGCGGAUGGCUAAACGUGGACGUGGCCGACCCCGCGGUGCUAGCUCCGGACACCCACGCAGUUUAAGAGAGGAGCGUCCGCCUGUUCAAGCGAGCUGCAAAUCCUCUCCCGAAGUAUCCUCCACGAACAUUAUGUGCGAAAUCUGCGGAAAUAUCUACUCCAAGCGAGCCGCUCUCAACAUUCAUAUGCGUCGUCAUAUGGCGGAGAAACCAUUUAAAUGCGAAAUAUGCAGCAAAUCUUUCGCGGGUCCAUCCGAGUUGAAUCGCCAUAUCCGCGUGCACACGGGCGAGAAACCAUUCUUGUGUAAAUACUGCAACCGCUCGUUUGCGGAUCGCAGCUCCAAUAUUCGUCAUGAAAGAACCCACACAAACGAGCGACCUUUCACUUGCUCCACAUGCGGCAAGGCAUUCUCCUACUCUAACGUGCUUAAAAACCAUAUGCUCACCCACACGGGAGAGAAGCCUUUUCUCUGUCGAGUGUGCAAUAAGACCUUUUCCCGCAAGCACCAGUUGGAUCAGCAUUUGGGCACCAUGACCCACCAACAGACUGUAAUACACCACAAAAACGAACGGAUGGGGCGCUAUUAGUCUAAAGCGAUGCAAUACAAUCUCUGUUAGAUAAUUCUUUAAUGUACAUUUAAUUAUAAAAACUGUAAAAUAAAAAAGAGUACAAAUGGUCCGACCGGAUGUGUAAAAUAA